UUUAGCUAGGGAGAAUACCCUGUUUCUAUGAGUUCAGAAGCGAAAUGGGAUCUGAAUCCCAUCAAAUUUAUUGGUUUUCUCAUUGUUUGUGUGAUGGUUUUGACUGUUCUAUUGACUGCUUCUGCUGUACUCAGGGAUUUGCCUUCUGAAAGCCUCAAGAAUUUGGCUAAAGCUAAAAUAUUUGAUGCUAAACCUCCAAAUGCCACAGUUUAUGAAGAACAUGUUAGUCAUCAGCAAGUCAUAGUGCAGAAAGAUAAACUGCUUGGUGGCCUUCUUCCUUCUGGAAUUGAUCAAACAUCUUGUCUGAGUAGACAUGAAUCCGUCUUAUAUCAUAAAGAACUUCGUCACAAGCCAUCGUCUUACCUCAUCUCAAAGUUACGAAACUACGAGUCACUUCAUAGGCAAUGUGGUCCUCAUACAGAAUUAUACAACAGAAGCGUUGAGCUUAUCAAGUCUGGCCACUACAGAUUAGGUUCAGCAGAUUGUAAUUACUUGGUUUGGAUUUCCUAUAGUGGUUUAGGAAAUAGAAUGCUAACCUUAGCUUCUGCUUUCUUAUAUGCUCUUCUUAAUAACCGAGUCCUACUCGUUGAUCCUGGAGCCAAUAUGCUUGGUCUUUUCUGUGAACCUUUUCCAGAGACUUCCUGGUUGAUUCCUAAAGAUUUCCCUCUAAUCAAUCAGUUUAAUACCUUUGAUCAGAAAUCUCCUAAUUCCUAUGGUUAUAUGCUAAAGAAUAAAAUCAUAGGAAAUACAUCAAUAAAACCUCCUUUCAUUUACCUCCAUUUAGCUCAUGAUUAUGAUGAUCAAGAUAAAUUGUUUUUCUGUGACCAGAAUCAAAGUUUUCUCCAGAAAAGCCCCUGGCUACUCAUGAAGACAGAUAAUUAUUUUGUGCCAUUUCUUUUCUUGAUCCCAACAUUUGAGCAAGAAUUGAGUAAUCUUUUUCCAGAAAAAGAAACCGUCUUCUAUUUUCUCGGUAGAUACCUGUUCCAUCCCACAAAUUCAGUAUGGGGGCUUGUUAAGAGGUACUAUCAAGCGUAUUUAGCCCAAGCAGACGAAAAAUUAGGCAUUCAAAUUAGAGUCUUGGAGACCAAUGCCGGUCCUUUUAAGUAUGUAUUUGAUCAGAUCGUUGAUUGUACAAUGAAGGAGAAUCUUCUGCCGCAAAUUAACCGGUCCAGUGAGCCUAUAGUCCUCAACCAAUCGGGGAAACAGAAGAACAUAGCUGUCCUGAUAACUUCUCUAAGCUCUGGAUACUCAGAAGAGUUCCAGAAAAUGUACUGGGAGAAUCCAACUGUGACAGGAGAGAUCGUUAGCUUUUACCAGCCGAGUCAGGAGGAAUAUCAGCAAAGUAAGAAUCUAAUGCACGAGCGAAAGGCGUUGGCAGAAAUGUACCUACUGAGUUUAAGUGAUAAAUUGGUUACCAGUGGAUGGUCGACUUUCGGGUAUGUGGCUCAGGGUCUUGGAGGACUGAAGCCCUGGAUCCUAUACAAGGCUAAUCAGAACAGGACAGCUCAUAAUCCGCCUUGUGUUCGAGCUGCAUCAUUGGAGCCGUGUUUCCAUGCCCCGCCUUACUAUGAUUGCAAAAUGAAAACGUCAACAGACACGAGCAAAAUUGUUCCUCAUGUCAGGCACUGUGAGGAUGUGAGCUGGGGCUUAAAGCUAUUUGACCAAAAUGGUGAAUUAUAACACAUUUUUGACAUGGAGUUGAUCAAAUCUUGGUUUCAAUUUUAAUGUGCAUUCUUUUUUCACUCUGCAUUGAGAGG
Messenger RNA from Lycium ferocissimum, 1757 nucleotides. RefSeq names its product galactoside 2-alpha-L-fucosyltransferase-like. Gene Ontology annotation, molecular function: galactoside 2-alpha-L-fucosyltransferase activity. The transcript is spliced from 2 exons. Gene Ontology annotation, cellular component: Golgi apparatus; membrane. The record is from RefSeq and is a predicted model, not a curated record. Gene Ontology annotation, biological process: cell wall biogenesis; xyloglucan biosynthetic process. Bases 28 to 1680 code for a protein of 550 amino acids. Lineage: Eukaryota; Viridiplantae; Streptophyta; Magnoliopsida; Solanales; Solanaceae.